AUGUCUAAUCAGUAUAAUAACGAUAAUGAUUACGGUGCAGGAGUUGGGAUCUUAACUUUAUCUAGUUUAGGGACACCUGUUCAGUUAGGAUUAGCGGAUAAAAUCUACGACGAGAUAGAGUUAAAGGUAGAAAAUGAGCUUGAGCGCCGGCCGUUCACUUCACAUUUUUCUCAGCAGCAGUACUCAACCACACACAGAGAUUCAAUGCCUGAAAAUAAUGAUCCAUCAUCAACAGACAAUGAGGUUCAUGCAGGACCGUCCAACACAUAUCGAUUUCAAUCAGGGAGUACAGACAGUUCGAUUGCCGAGAGUACUUUCACGAGUCCAUCAGCAAUCUGGCGUAAAUCACGCACAAUCAGUAAUGAGACUGACGAAGAUGCUGCAACUGCCGCACAACUACGUCAACACAACCUAUUAUUCGCCAGAAAUAGCGAAUUAUCACGAUGGCAAUUAGAAAGCAUCGGUGAUUUACGUCGUAGCGAGACACAGUUUAAUAAUUUGUUGCUUCGUGUGCAGGCUGAUGAAGGCAACAACUACAAAAAACUAAAACAAGAGUUUCGUGAAUUGCAAGGAGACUUGAUUGGCCAACAUGGAUACAUGAUCCAGGAGUUGAAUAUGUGUGCAACAAAGGAAUUGGCUGCGUUUUCUGGAACGUUUGGGUUGUGUGUGAAAACUGGGGUAGCAUUAGAAAAGUUACGGCAGAAGAAAAAAAAAUUGAACAUUUCAUUCUUGACGGACGUGGCGAAAAAGUUACGACCAAAACAGCAUUAUUAUGACUAA
Ambispora gerdemannii is the source of this 780-nucleotide messenger RNA. The record is from the annotation of a GenBank genome assembly. Lineage: Eukaryota; Fungi; Glomeromycota; Glomeromycetes; Archaeosporales; Ambisporaceae.